UGUUUUGCUGGUCCAGCCUGCCUGCCAGAGAGGGGAGUCGAGAGCUCUGCUGGGAACUACAUGGUGCUCAAUUUUUCAAGAUGUCGUCGUUGGAGCAGAGGCUGUCGCGAAUCGAGGAGAAACUAAAGCAGGAAAAUGAAGACGCUCGCCGGAGAAUCGACCUUAACAUCGACAUGAGUCCGCAGCGACCACGUCCGAGGCCAAUCAUCGUGAUCCAGCUCAGUCCUGCUCCAGCCCCUUCCCAGCGUGCAGCGCUCCAGUUGCCACUGGCCAAUGAUGGAGGCAGCCGUUCAUCAUCUUCAGAGAGCUCCCCUCAGCACCACCCCUACCCCAGCCGCCCGCGACACAUGCUCACCCUGCCCACGCCUCCGUACGGCCUGCAGAAGAGCUUAGAGAAUGCAGAGAUCGACCAGAAAUUGCAAGAGAUUAUGAAACAGACGGGUUACCUGAAGAUCGAUGGUCAGCGGUAUCCAGCGGAGGUGACAGACCUGAUCAGUGAGGGGGAGAUCGGCAGCGGGACCUGUGGACAGGUCUUUAAGGUGCGAUUCAAGAAGACCGGCCAUGUCAUCGCUGUCAAACAAAUGCGUCGUACAGGAAACAAGGAUGAGAACAAGAGGAUCCUGAUGGACCUGGAUGUGGUGCUGAAGAGUCAUGACUGCCCUUACAUCAUCCAGUGCUACGGCGCCAUAGUUACCAACACGGAUGUAUUCAUUGCCAUGGAGCUGAUGGGAACGUGUGCUGAGAAGCUGAAGAAGAGAAUCCAGGGCCCCAUCCCAGAGCGAAUCCUUGGAAAGAUGACAGUGGCAAUAGUGAAGGCGUUGCUGUACCUGAAAGAUAAACACGGUGUCAUCCACCGAGACGUCAAACCCUCCAACAUCCUCCUGGACGCUAAAGGUCAGAUCAAACUGUGCGACUUUGGCAUCAGCGGACGCCUCGUUGACUCCAAGGCCAAGACCCGCAGCGCCGGCUGUGCUGCCUACAUGGCACCUGAGAGAAUAGACCCUCCAGAUCCCACCAAACCUGACUAUGACAUCCGAGCAGACGUGUGGAGCCUUGGCAUCUCUCUGGUGGAGCUGGCCACGGGACAGUUUCCCUACAAGAACUGCAAGACAGACUUUGAGGUUCUGACCAAAGUGCUGCAGGAAGAUCCUCCUCUGCUGCCCCUCGGCAUGGGUUUCUCCCUCGACUUCCAGUCCUUCGUCAAAGACUGCCUCACAAAGGAUCACAGAAAAAGGCCAAAAUACCACACGCUGCUGGAGCAUAAUUUCAUCCGCCGUUAUGAGGUGUUGGAGGUGGACGUGGCCGGUUGGUUCCAGACGGUGAUGGAUCGCACCGAGUCGCCUCGCAGCAGCCAGUGUUACAGCCAUCAGCACCAGCUCCACUCGCUCUUCAGUAGGUAGCCUAGCCCAGCCCGGCGUUAGCUUAGCCAGACGCUAGUCUUGCCUAGCUUUAGCUUUGCCAAGCCCAGACAGUCUGUCCUAGUCAAGCCCAGCGUUAGCAGCUAAGCGUAGCGUUAAACCCAGCCCGCCUGUCCAUCUGUCCACCGGAGAACCUGAAGAGCCCAGGGAGGAGGGGGAGAGACGGAGACUUGAUGGAGGGAUGGACGGAGACGUGGACUGAUGGAUGGAUGGAUGGAUGACACAGGUGGUUCUGUUUAUCAGUGUGUUGAAUCUGGACAGGCAGACAUGGGAAGGAGGGGGAGAGAAAAAGGUGCACACUGCAGUUAGCUUCACUCGUUUACACACUGUUGCGUCUCGUCACACUAUCAUAUCACGUCACAUCACUGUGUGUAACAGCCACACACACUCGCAUACAAACUGUGUGUGUAUGUUGUAUGUGUUUCUACAUUUCGUCCACUUGUCAUUAGUUUCUCACCUACAUGUCUGUCUCCAGCAUUGAUCCAAGCCGUUGGAGAAGUCAACAGAGUAGUCACUACACACUGGAUUAAAGCAUCUGCUACAUUAGCAAACCUGAAUCUCUAUUGUACAUAAACGUUCUGGAGGGCACAGCCAUGUCCGGUGCAGUUAUGAUUCUUCAGGUGUUUCUAUUAUCACACAUUCUCAGGCUGUGUGUGUGUGUGUGUGUGUGUGUGUGUGUGUGUGUGUGUGUGUGUGUGUGUGUGUGUGUGUGUGUGUGUGUGUGUGUGUGUGUGUGUGUGUGUGUGUGUGUGUGUGUGUGUGUGUGUGUGCACGUGCGUGUUUCCUCGCCAUUUUCACCUUCACACUACAGCUGUAACACACAAACCACAAUGAAUUAAUCUGUUAGCUGUGCUUCAUUUUUAAUAUGUAAGGAUAGUAACUCUUAUUAACUUUUGAAUAUCCGUCAUUGUAUUUAGCAGCUGCACAAUUGGAAAAACAAUGAAAAAGACUUACAAAAAAAAUAGUGUUAGAUUUUUAGAAAAUUAGUGGGUUUUUUGUGUGUGAUCAGAAUGACUUAGAUAAACUAAAAGAGAUGGAGGGAUACUAAGAAGAGAAGAGAUAAGUUUGAAAGGAGAAGGAGAUUUUUUCGAGGUGUAGGAGAGAAAAGCAGAGAAAGUAGAAGAAGGGAGUUGUACUCUCGAUGGCGAUUUGGAAGCUUGAAUAACUGUUACAAGUGUGAGAAAUGAGAGAGAGCUUGCAGGUACAAAUGGGAGCAGAGUGUUUUUUCAUUGAGAAUGCCAAGAACAGGAACUUAUCUUGUACUAAAAAUAUGAGUGGGGUAGAUCUUAUUACCUGUGGAGCAUUUCUUUACUCUCGGUUGGUCUACCUCUUCCUCCUUGUCCACCUCUCUGUCUGCCUCUUCUGUUUAGUGUGAUCUAGUGCUCCACAGUGUUCCAGACCAAAGGCUGCGUGUAGGUUGUUGUUCGUUGAGGCCAAGAGAUUUAGACCUGCUCCUGCAAAAAUUAAGAAACCUCACAGACACGUCUUGGUAAAGCACGUUUUCUUUGUGUGUUGUAAGAACCUAGAGCAGGGGUCUCAAACUACUAACCUAAGGUCACAUCUGGCCCAUGUUUAGAAUUGAUUCUUGAACUGACUUUGUCUGAUCAGUGAAGGUUUUUAGUCUUUAUAAGUCUUUAACUAACAAUUUCAAUAGCUCUCAAUCGCUAAUCAUCUCCUAAUUAUUUUCUCAAUUAAUCAUUCAGUCAGAAAAAUGUUUCCAAGAGUCAGGGUCAUAAUUGCUUUCCAAAAUGAUUUUCAGUUUGCAUCGUCUAAGACAAAGAAUAGCAGCAAAUUUUUUUUGGGCAGUUAUGCUUGAAAAAACGAUUUAUCAAUUAUCAAAAUUGUUGUAGAUUAAUUUUCUCAUCAAUCGACUAAUGGAUUAAUCAAAUAAUCUUACCUACCUACCAUAAGCAAAGACCAACAGCAGUCAUAUUUAGCCUAGCACAAUUGACACCUAAUUGUCUUUUUCAAACCCCAAAAGAAAGGUUGACUUGGAGCGCAGACAGUUUCAAGAGACCUGAACAAUUGACUAUUUUUCUUAUUGGUUUUCAAUGUGGCAGUUGUAUCAGUCAUCUAAGGACAACGCUGUCGUUCUCUGGGCAUACAAUCAGAAGCAGCAUUAGGGUUAGUGUUUAAGCAGUGAACCUGGAAAACCUGCCUGGCCAGUGGGGCCCCAGGUAAUUUGAAUUUGAGACCCCUGAACUAGAGGAUUGUUAAGAUAAAAUUAAGUGUGUCAGGCUUGAUAAACAAGGCAAACCUGAACUGGUCAGUGUGUUUUAAACUGUGAUGUGUAGAUAUACGUUAUCAGCGCAGGUCUUUAGAGACGGACUGACUAGAGUCCUACUGCCCCCCCCCCUCUUGACGGGCCACAGCCAAAGCCUGCUAGAUGUGCAGACUCAAACCUCCCACACCCCGACACGCACCAAACCAAAUCACUGCUAGACACAGAGAACUGAGAAAUGGCAACGAUAGAGAGAGGAAACUGUUAAGUGUCAGAGAGUGAGAGAGAGAUCCAGGAAUGUUGUCAAGAUGGCAGAAAAGAUGAGUGAAAAUCAAAUGUCAGGAAAAUGAGAGGAGAAUACGGCGUGAGGUGAGAAGGAAGACAGGGAGUAUUAAGAAGGUGUGAUUGGAAGUUAAAGAAAAGUCAGAGACAAACUGGAGUUGGAUGACAAGAAGUAAGUGUUUGAGUAAGGAGGAGAGAUUUAAAAGGGAAGGAAAACAUCCACCUGAGUUUUACAAGAGUGCCGAGCUCUGAGGCUAGCUGGUUAUUGUAAAAAGCUUUCAUGGUGUUACACCAACUUACCAAUUAUGAUUUUAGCGAGUGAGUUAGUGUGUUGUGUUUAUGAUGUUUACUGUUCUGUUCAAACGAUGUUAUUUAUUUACAUUGCUACUGCUGCUGCUACUUUUUAUUGCUUUAGACGCUGCUGUCACUUCUUUUCCCCAAAGGUCAAAUACUUUUUUUCUUUUUUUAAGCCAAAUAAGUGAAAUAAUGCAAUGUCCACACGUGUUACCAAAUACAGAGCAAGUCUGAAGAGUGCAAAAGCAAGUGAGAGAUGGAUUAGAUGAGAAGGUGCAGGGAGGUUGGCUUCACAAAAAGUUCUAACUAACACAAAAUAUAAACACACCUCACCUCAAAUGUAGCUCUAUGUGUAAUGGAAGUAGUUAAUCAUUUAUAUCCUGACGUCACACUAAACUGUACAGUGUAGAUAUGAUUAGAGGGAAUGUCUGUCCAGAUGCUUUUUGUCACAUCCAUCCUUCACUCCGUCCAUCAAUCCCUCCAUCUGUCCACAGGUCGCCUGCAAGCUUGACAACCUUGACAGUUCCCACCAAAGGUGUCCACAACUCAACAUAAAUACGAAAAGAGUGUUGUUAUUGUUAUGACUAUUGUUUAUGACCUUAUAAUUGAUUACUCUCAGCUAUGAUAUAUAUGAAAUCUCUCUAUAGCUAGUGGGAGAGGGUGACGGGAGGGGGACGCUGUACUAUAGCAGUGCCAUGUGUGUGUGUCAUAUACUGUACAGGGGGAGACUGGUGCACUAACACAAGACAGGGGCCAAGCAUUAAAACCAGCUGGCUCAUCCUUCUACUCAGUGAAUUGACUCACUUUGGGCCUGCAUCAGGAAGUAAAUCCAACUUAGUCUGGCUGUGUCUGGGCUUCACUGAGCCACUGAACAUGAGCGAUCCUGGUUAACUGGUGUCACACAGCUGCUUAUCAACUCCAAUCCAGUCAUGAGGGCGCUCAUGUUAAAGAGUUCUUAAUCGCAUCCAAUCAAAUGUAACAUCAUCAAACCCAUAAGCGGAGGACUUACUAUGACACAGGUCAUUAGGUUAGUGCAGCAGCAAACAUUGAUGUGAUUCAAGUGAAAUAUAAAAUCCUUACAUACCUAGAGUAGAAUAAGUAAGGCUUAACAUAAGUGUACAAGGUAUUUUUAAAGGGAUAUUUCAGACAAAUUAGGAAAUCUGGGCCUCUGCUGCUUUGAUUGUAAUCAUUUUUUUUUCUUUAGGUCCCUAAGUAACCAAGAUACACACUGAGCGGGACAUUUUACAGUUAAAAUAAUCAACAUGUCAAUGCUCUCUGGUUGUCAAACUAUGUAAAGGUGACACUGUUUCUCAAUUACCUCAAAUCUUGUUACUUAUCUACUAACAUAUACACAGAUCUGAAAUAAGCAGUCUGUCCAAUUUACUAGUCCUGCUCUACUACAUUUCCCGUGAAAAUAACCUUGAUUAUAAUCAGGGCAAUUUUUUUCUCCAACUUAGGACGCUCCCACCAGUACUGAGAAGGCUUAAUACAACUGAUGAGUAGACUAAACUUUCUGUGUAAAAAGUGAGGUGUCACUUUAAGUGCUAUUGUGGAUAAAGUGUGUGAAAGUUAUCUACACUGUCAGGUGUAACAGUAUUAAUAUGAAGCUAUAAUGGUCAUUCAUAAGGCUGUUUAGUGUGGUCAUUUAAAUCUCUUCAACUGCCCCGUUUUAAACCCACAGUGGAGACAUGGUUGUAUAAAAACAAACUCCCAACUUAUGGAAAUCAAAGUAACUCUAUUGAUACAUUAAGACACUCUGUAUGCCUGUCUCUUAAUUACCUCUUACUUUAAUGUGAACUCUGUACUAUCUUUUCUGAAUAAUGACUCCAUGUUUCCACUAAUUGGUCAGUAGGUCGAUCUGUUGGCAGGUUUGGAUCUUCUGAAGUUAACCUGCUGUAGAGGUUACCAUGGGGAUCUACCCUGGUUAAACGUGAGCCAGCUUUGUGAUACCAGUAAACCUGCGUUUAGCCCAAAGACAGCUCAUGUCACUUCGUGAUGCAGGCCCCUAAGCAAAUGUGGUGGUGAGCUGGCACUGCUCCGUCAGCUCAGCUUCUGUCGGGUUUUGAUCCGAAGACCUGAAACUGAUUUAGCUUCCAACAGUAGACAGGGACUUUUUUUUGUUGGUCGUCCUGCUCUUGUAAACCCUGCAGAUGACAGUAUUCAGAACUGAUCAUGACAGAUCUCCUCAGCCUCCCUGUUAAAACUCUUGUAUAAAGAUGUGGAUCUGGUGCUUAGUAUCCAGCAGCUGUACUGCACUGCCAGUGCAGCCUGAGGUGUGAACUACUCAUUGGUGCAGUUUCAAUAAGAGAUGGGGCAACCCACUCUCACUACAACAUUCACUGUUCAAACUGUGUGUGUGUGUGUGUGUGUGUGUCUGAACACAAAGCUGUGCUCAGUCUCCCACUGUCGAGGUUCUCCGUUAUUGAGCUGAUGUGUAUUUUACAAACAUACACUCGCUCAGCCGUGCUGUUUGUGUGCAUUUUCAUCCCAAGUCCUGAUUGGGUGACGGUGCCACGCUACGCCUCUGUGAAACCAAUCGUGUGUGUGUGUGUGUGUGU
This is a messenger RNA of Sander lucioperca (pikeperch), 6773 nucleotides long. It is a transcript of the gene map2k7, whose product is annotated as mitogen-activated protein kinase kinase 7. The transcript has 12 exons. Gene Ontology annotation, biological process: protein phosphorylation. The record is from RefSeq and is a predicted model, not a curated record. NCBI's taxonomy places the organism in Eukaryota, Metazoa, Chordata, Actinopteri, Perciformes, Percidae. Gene Ontology annotation, molecular function: ATP binding; protein kinase activity. The coding region runs from base 81 to 1400 and encodes 439 amino acids.